This is a messenger RNA of Prinia subflava (tawny-flanked prinia), 1403 nucleotides long. RefSeq lists its product as uncharacterized. The coding region runs from base 108 to 1403 and encodes 431 amino acids. Gene Ontology annotation, biological process: single strand break repair; base-excision repair. Gene Ontology annotation, cellular component: nucleus. The record is from RefSeq and is a predicted model, not a curated record. Gene Ontology annotation, molecular function: damaged DNA binding. Lineage: Eukaryota; Metazoa; Chordata; Aves; Passeriformes; Cisticolidae. The transcript is spliced from 7 exons.
AGCUGCUGGGGUCUUGGAAAAGGUGGGUCAGGGUGUGACAGAGUGCAGUACUAGCUCUCCUUGUUAGGCUGAGGGGCAAUGAUUCACGUGAUUCUUGCACUCUUGAAAUGGGGUGUUGUUCCUGUAGGUUACCAGAGAAUUCCAUCCUUGUCUCCUGUGCCCAGAACAAGCUGGAGCUGGAGGGGAAGGUGUUUAGAGAGGGCUUGGUGCAUAAUGCUGGGUCCCUGCUGUGUUUGCAGGACCCUAAGUACCCAGCAGAGAACCUGCUGAAUAAGAAUGGCAUAAAGCCCUGGCUUGGCUGCCUCAAAGAUCACAGCAGGCAGCUGAGUGUGGAGCUGCAACUACAGAGAGCCAGUCCCAUUGGCUGUGUUGAUGUUGGGAACUACGGCUGCGCCUUCCUGCAGAUGGGGGUUGGACAUUCCUCAUGGCCCUGUGACCAGCCCUAUCUCACCUUGGUGCCCACUGUCACACUGAUGGCACCAGCUGACUUGAAGCUGGACCAGAAUCAUGGUGGGGUUUGGAUGUUUAAGGAAGGAGAUCCGGGGAGGAGGAGCCGCCUGUGGAAGCUGGAAGGGGCUGCCUGGAGGCCGGCCCAUCUCAGCCGCUCCACCCGGAUGGCAUUGGCAGCGUGGAACCAGGCUCUGAGGCCCGGAGCUGGCACGAGCACCGUGAGGGGUCAUCCGGAGCUGCUGGCAGAGAUGUGGGAAGUCCCACAGUGCCAGGAUUCUGCACUGGAUGUCCCUGCAGCACCCGUGAGCGCCUGCAGGCAGCUGGACAGGCACUGUGUUCCCAGCCUUGUUGGCAGGCAGCUUCCUGCUGGAUCUGCUCCCCACACACGGCUCCCAGUGUGCAGAAGACCCCACCGCACGGGGCCCCAGCUCACAUCCGUCAUGGUGAUGUUGAUGGUCGUGCGGCGCCGGGCUGAGCGGGUCUUGCGCGAGAAUUCACCCGGGAAGUUUGGGCUGCUCUCCAGCUGUGACGGCGUCUCACAAAGGAUGGGGCUCCUGCUGCUGUCCUGGCACUGGAAGGGUAUCACAGCGUAUUCCCAGGCUGCCAUGAGAACCAUCAGGGAGGGUGUCAGUCCCAAUCCCUUAUCAUCUCAACACCAGGGAGAGUCUGUGACAACCACAUCACCUUCUCUAUCUACAGGCUGCUUCCUGCUGGAUCUGCUCCCCACACACGGCUCCCAGUGUGCAGAAGACCCCACCGCAGCCUGGCCUUUCUUAUCCCCUGAUGCCUGGGUGUCCUGCCCCAUUUGCCAGCUGCCCUUUGGCCUGGCAGAGGUGAAGCAGCAUGCCAGCAACUGUGGGGAGACACCAGGGUGGCACCCUGUCCUCACCCCAGUGCCUGCAGUAGGACAGCAGAGCUGGGGACAAACCCUGUGUCACCACGCCGGGGGCUGA